This is a messenger RNA of Symbiodinium natans, 2154 nucleotides long. NCBI's taxonomy places the organism in Eukaryota, Dinophyceae, Suessiales, Symbiodiniaceae. The record is from the annotation of a GenBank genome assembly.
AUGCAGCCAGAUCAUGCCCGGAGACCGCUGUGGGUCAGCGAAAAUGGGCGAAUUAUUUUCGAAACCUUUCAUCCACAAGCCGCUCAGGUGGCCGAUUUCUUGAUUGCAGUCUCUGAGCCUGUGAGCAGGCCGCAGCUCAUGCAUGAGUACCAGAUCACCGCCCUGUCCCUGAAUGCUGCAAUCGCUAAUGGCAUCGAUGUGGAGCAGAUCAUCAAGGUUCUGCGAAAGCUGUCCAAGACUGUUGUGGAUGAAAGUUUCUUGGAGUUCAUCCGGGAGAAAUGCAAGUCCACGGGAAAGCUUCGGCUCAUUCUGCGGGAUGGUCGACACUUCUUGGAGUCUGAAGAUGCGCCUCUUCUACAGCAUCUGUGCAGUGAUGCUGACGUUGCGGCAUGCCUGGUUCAGGAAUUGGCUCCUGAGAGCCGCAUCGUGGAAGUCGACUCCCUCAAGGUGGAGAAGUUGAAGUUGGCAGCUCACCAGAUGUCUUUCCCUCUUUUGCAAGAGUAUGAGUUUCGACGGGACCGGGAAGACACAAAUCCCCAGCUCACUGCGGUCCUCAGACCUACGGUCAAUCUUCGCCCGUAUCAGCAGCGAGCGCUGUCCAAGAUGUUUUCGGCGGAUGGCGUUGCUAAGAGUGGCAUCGUUGUGCUUCCUUGCGGUGCUGGGAAGACGCUGGUUGGAAUCGCAGCCUGUUGCCGUGUAGGGCGACGGGCACUUGUGCUCACCACCACGGCCGUUGCAGUGGACCAGUGGCGGCGCCAGAUCCAGCUCUUUACUAGCUUGCCGCCGGAAGACGUCUACGCACUCACGGCAGAGCACAAGCGGCCCAUAGAGGAUGCUCAGCGCCGUGCUUGUAUCGUCAUAUCCACGUACAGCAUGCUCGGAUACACUGGACGGAGAGGAGGAGACACUCAGUUCAUCCUGGAUCAGUUGCAGCAGCUCGAGUGGGGCCUGCUGGUGGUGGAUGAGGUGCAAGUGAUGCCGGCACGUACCUUCAGAACCGUCGCCACCAUGAUCAAAUCGCAUUGUUGCCUGGGGUUAACAGCCACUUUGGUCCGGGAAGAUGACCUGAUCCAAGAUUUGCAUUGGCUCAUUGGCCCGAAGCUCUACGAGGCCAACUGGCAGCAGCUGCAGGACGAGGGCUACUUGGCCCGCGUCCGUUGCAUCGAAGUUUGGUGCGACAUGUCCACUGAGUUCUUCAUUGAGUACUUGCAGGCUGCGGACAGUCCAGAAGUGCCAGGCUCCCUCCGUGCGACGCUGCAAAGGGCCCUCUGGACUUGCAACCCCAACAAGCUGAAGACGUGUGAGUACCUGAUUCGUUUCCACGAACAGCGUGGAGACAAGAUCAUUGUGUUCAGCGACAACAUCUUCAUCUUGAAGGACUUCGCCCGACGGCUGGGAAGGUACUACAUCUGUGGCUCAGUGGACAUGCGCGAGCGGCUGCAGAUCCUCAGUGAAUUCCAGGAAAGCUCGGCUUGCAACACCAUCUUUCUGUCCAAGGUCGGCGACAAUGCCAUCGACUUGCCAGUAGCGAACGUCAUCGUACAGAUUUCCUCUCACUAUGGGUCGAGAAGGCAGGAGGCCCAGCGCUUGGGCCGAAUUCUGCGCCCCAAGCCGCAGACUUCCAGCUCCGGCGGCCGAUUCAAUGCCUAUUUCUACUCCGUCGUCUCCCGAGACACUCAAGAGCUGUAUCAUGCCAAUCGUCGACAACAAUUUCUUGUCGAGCAGGGAUACAACUACCAGGCGGGAAAGGGUUGUCGAAGGUUGCGGGGUUGGAGUUGGAUGGGAUUUAGGCACCCGUGCACCUUCCAAGAUGCUUGGUGCACAGCGCCGAGAGAGCAGCAUGAGCAUCCGCCCCGCUUGCCCUCAGCAGCUGAUGCUCAUGAAGCUCAGGAGAUGCAUCAUGAGCGUCAUGAGCAUCAUGAGCAUCAGGAGCAGCCCAUGUCUCGAGCAAGGCUUCUGCCUUUGCCCCGCCUGUGCUGGAUAGCAGAGCCCAAGACCCCGAUAGCCGGAGAUUGGCGGGGUCGAGCCAUUCGAUUCGAUCCUACUGUGCUCAGAAAGUUCCGAAUGCAGACGGACAACUUUUGCACAUCGAGCUGGCUUGAGUUUAAAGCUAGGGGUCUUCUUGCUGCCUCGGUGUGGAUCUGCUUGGGCUGA